AUGGAGGAGUCUGUGGAGAAAGCGUCCGCUGCUGCGCUAGAGCAGCAGCUGGUAAGCCAGAAGGAGCAGGCCGAGGCGAAGCAGCGAGAGCUUGCGUCCUGUUUGGAGGCUUCCAAGGCGUCCGCCACGGAAUUGCAGCAGCAGCUGGCGAGCCAGCAGGAGCAGGUCCAGGCGAAGCAUCAGGAGCUCCAGACGGCCUCGGAAGCUUCGAAGGCGUCUGCUGCAGAACUGGAGAAGCAGAUGGAGACCCAGCAAGCGCAGGCGGAUGCAAAACAUCUGGAGCUCGCGGCUUCGCGUGAUGCCGCGAAGGCGUCUUGUGCCGAGCUGGAGAAGCAGCUGGUGGCACAGCAAGAGCAGGCAGAGGCGACGAAGCACGAGCUUUCCAGUUCCUUGCACGCUGCAAAGGCGGCGAACGCAGAACUGGAGAAGCAGCUGGUGACCCACAGAGCGCAGGCUGAGGCGACGCAGGAGGAGCUCAAAGCUUCUUUGGCUGCCUCGAAGGCUUCUGCUGCGGAGCUGGAGAAACAGGUGGAAGCGCAAGAGCGUGAGCUCGCGGCGGCGAGGGAGUCGACCCAGGCUUCCACGGCCGAAAUGCAGAAGCAGCUUGACGAGCAGCAAAACCAGGCAGCGGCGAAGGAGAAAGAGUUGAGUUCAUCCCAGGCCACAGUGGCCGAGCUGGAGAAGCAGCUCGCAUCGCAGAAGGAGCAGGCUGCGGCGAAGGAGCAGGAGCUUUCUGCAUCCCUGAGCACAGCCGAGGCCCGGUCCGCGGAGCUGGAGACCCAGCUCCGAGCCGCCAAGGACGAGGCCGCUUCGAUGGCCUCCGGCAACCAGGCAGCGGCGCACGCCAGCCAAAAGGAGCUCGAGACGGCUAGAACGCAGGCCAGAGAGCAAAGCGCUGAGCUACAGGCAGCCUUCGACAGUGCCAAGGCUGCUGCCAGCGACGCCGAGACACGCCUACAGACAGCUCAGGAUCAGACCGCAAAGCAGAUCACGGAGCUGCAAACAGCCUUGCAGGCUGCGAAGGCCGCUACCGACGAAGGCGAGAUCCGUUUGAAAGCCGCCUUCGAGCAGGUGGCCACGGAAACGCGUCUUCGAGACGAGCAAGCAUUGGCCGCACAGGCCAAAACGUCGGACCUGGAAUCACAGCUCAAAGAAGCCAAGGAGGAGGUAGCCUCUUACCGGACUGCUCAAGUGUCAGGCAACCAGGUGGCCGAGCAGCUCAAGAGCAGGUUGGAGGCGUCCGAAAAGCGCUGCACGGACCUGGAGGUGCAAAGUGCCGAGCUCGAGAGCAAGCUUCGGGCGGAGACCGAAGAGGUGGCCAAGCAAAUGCGUCUUCGAGAAGAGCAAGCGUUGGCCGCGCAGGCCAAAACGUCGGACCUGGACUCACAGCUCACAGCAGCGAAGGAGGAGGUAGCCUCCUACCGGACUGCUCAAGUGUCAGGCAACCAGGUGGCGGAGCAGCUCCAGGGAAGGUUGGAGGCGUCAGAAAAGCGCUGCACAGACUUGGAGGCGCAAAGUGCCGAGCUUGAGAAUAAGCUUCGUGCGGCGACGGAAGAGGCUGCCUCCUACCGGACAGCGCAAGCCUCGGACAAGCAGGCGUUGGAAGCGGCCCAACAACGAUGCGCGGAGCUCGAGGCGGCCAAGGAAGCUGCAACGAUCGAAAGCACCGACACAGCCAAAGCCGAGGCCGCCGUCAUGCAAAGCAAGGCGGCAGAGCUGGCCGCCCAGCGAGAGUCCGAGCGGCUCAAGGCGGAGAACGCCGCGCUGGAGCGGGACGUCGUGGAUUUGGCAAGGAUGCUGACCGAGCUGAAAGCCGCAGUUCACCAGUAUGCUGGUGGAGGGAUUGGCGGCUCCUAG
Molecule: messenger RNA, 1857 nt
Organism: Symbiodinium sp. CCMP2592
Lineage: Eukaryota; Dinophyceae; Suessiales; Symbiodiniaceae
Source: the annotation of a GenBank genome assembly